UGUCCCUGCAGGGCCAGCUCCUCAUGGACCUCGUUAGCCUCCAGCUGGGCACUGAGCACCUGUGGAGCUGGCUCGUGAGGCUGCUCAGCAAAGACCCAGAAUGGCUGAAUGCCAAGAUGAAGUUCUUCCUCACCGAGAUGGAGCUGAGCUCCGGGGACAAGGCCCAGGAUGCCACACAGGGGGUCAUCCUACAACUCAGAAGACUGCACGCUCAUGGCCAGGCCACUUGGCAGGCUUUCAUCCAUUGCGUGUGCAUGGAGCUGGACGUACCACUGGACCUGGAGGUGCCGCUGCUGAGCACCUGGGGCCAUGGAGACGGGUUCCCCAGCCAGCUGGAGGCUGGUGAAGAAAGCCAGCCUACCUCUCAGCUCCACCAUGGCCUCAAGCGGCCUUAUCAGAGCUGUGGGUCCUCACCCCGCCCGAAGCAGUGCAAGAAGCAGCAGCUAGAGCUGGCCAGGAGGUACCUGCAGCUGCUGAAGACCUCCGCCCAGCGGCGCUAUGGCAGCCGGAUCCCGGGGCCAGGGCAACCCCUUGCCUUCCACCAGGCCUACAUCCCCCCGAUCCUGCAGUGGAGCCGGACCACGACACCCUUCAACACCCAGGAGGGGGCCACCCUGGGGGACCCCAAGGCAGAAGACGGCACUGAUGUGAGCAUCCGGGACCUCUUCAACACCAGGGCCGACAAGGGCCCGAGGGUGACGGUGCUCCUGGGCAAGGCGGGCAUGGGCAAGACCACCCUGGCCCACCGGCUCUGCCAGAGGUGGGCCGACGGCCAGCUGGACCGCUUCCAGGCCCUGUUCCUUUUCGAGUUCCGCCAGCUCAACCUGAUCACACAUCUCCUGACACUGCCCCAGCUCCUUUUUGACCUGUACCUGAGCCCCGAGGCGGGCCCUGACUCGGUCUUCCAGUACCUGGAGGAGAACGCUAACGGAGUCCUGCUGAUCUUUGAUGGGCUGGACCAGGCCCUCCACCCCCAUUCCAGCAGGGAGAGGGAAGGUCCUGAGGAGCCAAGUCCGGCCCUUGCCCUCUUCUCUGGCCUCUGCCGGGGGACCCUGCUGCCUGGCUGCUGGGUACUGACCACCUCCCGUCCAGGGAAGCUGCCCGACUGCCUGCCCACAGAGGCAGCCACGGUCCACAUGUGGGGCUUUGACAGGCCACGGGUGGAGGAGUACAUGGUCCGCUUCUUCACGGACCAGCUGUGUCAGGAGGCGGCCCUGGCAGAGCUGCGGAAAAGCAGACACCUCCAGAGCAUGUGCGCAGUGCCCGCGCUCUGCCAGGUCACCUGCAUGUGCCUCCACCGUCUGCUCCCCCGCAGCUGUCCAGGCCAGUCUGCGGCCCUCCUGCCCACCGUGACUCAGAACUACGUGCAGAUGGUGUCCACCCUCGGCCCCCGAGGCUACCCGCCUCCCGAGUCCCUGCUGGACCUCAGUGAGGUGGCCCUGAGGGGCCUGGAGACCGGCAAGGUUAUCUUUUCCGUAGGAGACAUCCGUCCGUCCACGAUGGCCUUCGGGGCUGCCCUCAGCCUGUUGACCUCCUUCUGCGUCUGCACGGGCCCUGGGCACCAGGCUACAGGCUAUGCCUUCGCCCACCUCAGCCUACAGGAGUUUUUUGCUGCCUUGUACCUGAUGGUCAACCCCAAGGUGGACAAAAAUGCGCUUGCCGGCCACGUCACCCUCAAUUCUCGCUGGGUGCUGCGGACCAAAGCUAAGCCGGGCCUCUUGGACCACCUCCCCUCCUUCCUGGCAGGGCUGGCGUCCCACGCCUGCCGACCCUUCCUCAGCCACGUGGCCCGGAGGGAUGAGACGUGGGUGAGUGCCAGGCAGGCUGUGGUGAUGCAGGCCCUGAGGAAGUUGGCCCCCCGCAGGCUCACGGGGCCGAAGGUGGUAGCAUUCUGUCACUGCGUGGGAGAGACCCAGGAGCCUGAGCUGGCCAGCCUCGUGGCCCAAAGUCUCCCCUGCCACCUGUCUUUCCACAAUUUCCCACUGACCUUUGCUGACCUGGCUGCCCUGACCAACAUCUUGGGGCACAGGAAUGCCCCUAUCCACCUGGAUUUUGAGGGCUGCCCCCUGGAGCCCCACUGCCCUGAGGCCCUGGCAGGCUGUAAGCAGGUAGAGAAUCUCAGCUUUAAGAGCAGGAAGUGUGGGGACGCCUUUGCAGAAGCCCUCUCCAGGAGCCUGCCGACAAUGGGGAGCCUGAAGAAGCUGGGGUUAGCAGGAAGUAAGAUCACUGCCCGAGGCAUCAGCCACCUGGUGCAGGCUUUGCGCCUCUGUCCACAGCUGGAAGAGGUCAGCUUUCAGGACAACCAGCUCAAGGACUGGGCUGUGCUGAACAUCGUGGAGGUACUUCCUUGUUUGCCACGGCUCCAGAAGCUUGACCUGAGCCGCAACAAUGUCUCCGUGUCAACCUUACUCUGCUUGACAAAGGUGGCAGUCGCAUGCCCUACUGUCAGGACCCUGCAGGUCAGGGAGGCGGAGCUCAUCUUCCUUCUUUCCCCGCCCGCAGAGACUGCUGCAGAGCUGCAAGGGUAAGAACCUAGGGAGGGGAUGGGUCUGGGCUCAUUCUGAGGAGCAGUCUGGGCUCAAGCAGUAGCAGAGUAAGGUAGCCAAGAGAGCCUAUGAAGAGCUGGAAUGUGGGGAUUCUUCUUGCUAUGGCUGCCUGAGAAAUGGCUUUCUUUUCAGAGUUGGCAAGGACUUUACCUUCUUCUAGCAUAUCUGGACCACGUCUGGUUCCUGUGGUGGGGGAGCAUCCCCAGAAAUCUCAGAGCAAGUCAGACCCUUAGGGAAGGCAUGAAUAUACUGUUAGAUUGGUGUUAAUAUGUGGGGAAAGCUCCAGAAGACUCUUCCAUCUAAAAAAAAAGCGGGAGGGAGGCAAUGAUGAUACCCACAUCUCAGAGUUACUCUGAGGAUUAAAUGAAUUAAUACACUGCAGGUGCUUAAAACACUGCUGACAUCCAGGUGGCACUCAGAUGCUGGCUAAUCCAGCUGUGCAUGGAUUCCAGCUUGGCUUGUCCUGCAUGGGCAAAGAAAGGGAAGCAGCCUUUCCAUGAGAGAACAUUCCAGCUGGACUUAUUCACACUCCUUCCUGGCUGAGACUCACAGACAGAUGAUGUUAUAUGUCCUUGGGCAAGUUCUUUCCCUGCUCUGAACUUCAGUUUCCUCCCCCAUACAACGAUCUAGUAGGACCAAAGUCUUCUUCCCCUCCAGCUGUACAGAGCUAUGAUGCCCAGUAUGGUAGCCACUAGCCACAUGUGGCUAUUUAAAGGCAUAUUAGUUAGAAUUAAGUAAAAUGAACAUUUAAGUUUACCAGCCACCUUAGCUGUAUUUUAGGUACUCAGUGGCCAUGGGAGACUAGUGUCUCCCACAGUGGAUGGCACAGAUACAAAACAUUCUCAUCAUCGCGGAAAGUUCCGUGGGACAACGCCAGUCUAGAGGUCUGUGAAAACCCGGGUAAUGACGUUCCAGCUUCUCUGCAGCCCCAACCCCUUCCCUGGCCCAGCGGGAGAGAGCCUGGAGGUGCCGUGGCUCCCACAGCCUGGACCCACACACAGCCCAUGCUCCCAGGCUUUUGAACCACAGGUGGCACGUAUACAAAUGGAGAGCUUCACAACAUAGAAAUAGCAGCUUCUUUUUACUAAGCUUCAAUUUUGUGCCCGUGCUGGGCGCUUGACCGUACAUCGUUUCAUUUUAAUCCUUCAGUCACUGUGUUAGAUAUUGUCAUCCCAUCUUGGAAAAGAGACCAUGGAGGG
Messenger RNA from Leptonychotes weddellii (Weddell seal), 3745 nucleotides. The record is from RefSeq and is a predicted model, not a curated record. NCBI's taxonomy places the organism in Eukaryota, Metazoa, Chordata, Mammalia, Carnivora, Phocidae.